AUGGACCAAGCAAAAGACUCUCCGAAGGAAACGAACAACGAGUGGAGUCGAUACAGCAUCUUUGACGAGCUAUCAGGCUUUCUCAGCGCCAAACCACCGGCCAAAGCCAGCAUGGAGCCCAUAACGGAGCACACGCCGGAGCAUACGCCGGAGCACACACCAGACCACAUACCGGAGCACAAACUGGCGCUGCCACCGAAGGAGCAUUGGACACAACCAUUCCUUGAAUAUGCCAUUUACAUCAUCUUCAACUUCAUCCUCUUCGGUUACUUCGAACAUAGAGCAGCCGAGGGGCGCACGCCCGAAGAGCGGCGUAAUCACUUCCUCCGGCUCUACACGAAAUACUUCCCAAGAAGAGAAGCCUUCGAUCAGGCAGUUGAGGCGCGCGACCUACGGACUCAACACAAGUACUUGCAGAAAAGUAUUUGGAUUGAGUCGUUGCAAAAUUCCUCCAACUCAAAGGGUCCGUGGUACUUGGAAAAAGCACUCAGGUUGAACGACGAGGCUCGGGAUGUCGAGUUGAGCAAGAGCUUGAUCCGAGCCAACAGGGGUCGGGAUCUGCUCAUGAGUCCGGAAUAUCUGGAGUUCUUGGAGUUCAUGGACGGGGCCAAAGACGACUGGAUUCGCCUCUAUCUCAGCAUUUCAGCCUUCGUGAAGAAAGUCUUCCGCUAUACUGGACUCUUCAUUCUGUGGGAAAUCCUACGAGUUGUGGCGCGCAUACUACGCGCUGCCGUUGCGCUGUUUCUGAUAUUGGUCUCAUCAUAA
Molecule: messenger RNA, 765 nt
Organism: Colletotrichum karsti
Lineage: Eukaryota; Fungi; Ascomycota; Sordariomycetes; Glomerellales; Glomerellaceae
Exons: 2
Coding region: 1-765 (254 amino acids)
Source: RefSeq, a predicted model, not a curated record